Rotaria sp. Silwood2 is the source of this 585-nucleotide messenger RNA. The record is from the annotation of a GenBank genome assembly. NCBI's taxonomy places the organism in Eukaryota, Metazoa, Rotifera, Eurotatoria, Philodinida, Philodinidae.
AUGAAAAUGUUCUAUAUUAUUUUUAUUUUUUUAUUCAUCAGUAUUUCAUAUGGGACGAACUAUGACUUUCUAUUAGCCAAUGGUCCAACAUAUGUCAAUGGAAGUAGCAUAUAUUUUUUUCCAUAUGGUGAUCCAAGAUAUAACAUUAAAAUCAAAUUGUUACGAGUUGAUCCUCAUGAGGGUUUAUGGAUAAGUGUGUUGAAAGCAAAAGCUGGAGUUGUGAUAGGUACACAUCGUCAUUAUGGUCAAGCAUACGGCUAUACACUAAAAGGUGCUUGGGGUAAUCUAGAACAUCCUGAAUGGGUUUCUAAACAAGGUGAUCUUGUUCAUGAAACUCCUGGAUCUGUGCAUACUUUUUAUACUGAUGCUGAUCAUGGAGAAACUGAAGCAUUAUCUUUUAUUUGGGGUGCAAUAGAAUUUUUAGGUGAACUCGGUAAUACCCUUGGCAUCGAAGACUGGAGAUCAAUAUUACAAAAAUAUAUUGAUUAUGGUGAGAAAAAUAAUCUACCAAUUAUCGAUGUGACUUAUCCAAAAAGCAAAGUUCCUGAUAUACAUUUUCAUCAUCAAAAUAAAAAAGAACUAUAA